AUGUCAAACAACAACUCCAACAAAAACUCCAACAACAACGACAACGCCAACGGAAAGAUCACCAAUCCCCUCUACCUCCCACCCUCAGACCGCCCCGUCAUCGAUCCACAGCUCGAGGAAACUGUUCCAAGCGCCGGACAGCGUCCUCAGUACCCUGCUGUCGAGCCGCCCUCUCUCCCUGGAACGGCAUACCAGCUGGGUGGAGAGCAUGGUCGCUUGCCUGGUGCUCAGCAGCCAGACAGCCAGCUAAACACUUCCCAGCGAUCAGCAGCCAACCAGCAUGACCGUUUCGCCAGUGUCCAGCAGCAGGAUGCCCAAGCGGUGGCUUCUUAUAGAUCGCCGUAUCAGCCGCUGGGAGUGGGAGAAGGUGGUGGGUUUGCGGGUGGUUCUCAGAUUGCAGGGAGUGGGGAUUCGAGGCGGGGUGGUGAGCGGGUGGAAGGGGCUGAAGAUGGAGGAGCGCAGGGUUCGGAUGUUCAGCGAGCAGAGCCAGAGGUCGAGAAGCGUCAACCUGAGAGAGAGAAUCUCAACGCAGCCCAACAAAGCCUCCACCUCGCCACUACGACAUACGCCCAAGAACCGGAGGAUCCCCUCAACACGGCGGGGGAGAUGAUGGAUCAGAUGGAGAGGGAGAAGGAGAAGGAGAGUGAUGGGAAGGGAGGUGACGUGCCGGUUGCGUUAGCGGAUGCGGCUGGGAAGAGAAUGGAUUUGGGGAGGUGUAGGUAUUUGAGGUGUCGGAUGAAGGAUGGGGUGCAUGAGGUUUGGUGUAUUGGGGCGUGGAAGAGGGAGGGGGAGAAGGAUGGGCAGAACGAGCAGAACGAGGAGGGACAGGGGAAUGAGUAG
Messenger RNA from Zasmidium cellare ATCC 36951, 840 nucleotides. RefSeq lists its product as uncharacterized. The transcript is spliced from 2 exons. The record is from RefSeq and is a predicted model, not a curated record. Bases 1 to 840 code for a protein of 279 amino acids. NCBI's taxonomy places the organism in Eukaryota, Fungi, Ascomycota, Dothideomycetes, Mycosphaerellales, Mycosphaerellaceae.